Trematomus bernacchii (emerald rockcod) is the source of this 2197-nucleotide messenger RNA. It is a transcript of the gene cep72, whose product is annotated as centrosomal protein 72. Gene Ontology annotation, molecular function: protein binding. The record is from RefSeq and is a predicted model, not a curated record. Lineage: Eukaryota; Metazoa; Chordata; Actinopteri; Perciformes; Nototheniidae.
ACAGUACCUGAAGGCAGCAUGAGUUCGAAAAGUAUGGCGGCGGAGAGUUUGACAACCAUAACAGAGCAAUGGAUACGGGAGAGAUUACAAUUAAAACAUCCCUAUCUUGGUGAUGUCCGCUCACUGAGCCUCCCGGGGACGUAUGAGGAGAAGAUCAGACAUCUGGGAAAUGCUCUGAAUAACUUUGUCCGUCUGAAGUCUCUGGACCUCUCCUGCAACGCUAUCGUCUGCAUUGAGGGGGUUCAACAUUUGAAAGUGCUUGAGAGGCUGAUCCUGUACUAUAACCGCAUUCCUUCCCUUGAAGAGGUGAACGGGGUGUACGAGCUGCCAGCUUUGAGAGAGCUGGACCUCAGACUCAACCCUCUGACUAAAAGUUACCCACAAUACCGCCCUUUCCUGGUGCAUGCCAUGCCCAACCUACGCAAACUAGACAGCUGUCCAAUCAGAGACACAGAGCGCAAAGUUGCCAUAAUGCAGUUCUCCUCUGACCUUCUACCUCAGCAGAAGAGCUCCUCUUUAAAUCAGGUUGCUGAGCAAAGAAGCAGUGAUCAGAGACUGGCUUUGGUUGACCGCUUAACCAGGAGGCUCUCUCUCCUGACGGACACCGAUGAUAUUGUGUUGAAUUUUGUUGCGAGGAAUCAUGAAGGGCAAAGUGACACUCAGUCCCUCUCGGUUCACGAGGCAGAAGAAUCAAACAACGAAUCCAAUGAUUUUACAGAACUGAGGAGUUCUACUCCAAAACAGGAAUGGGCUAAAUCCAUCCUCAGGAAUUCCCCUACAAAUUAUGAUAACACAGAGUCCAAAGUGCCCCACGUGAAAGAACCAUCUCAUAAAAGAAGCUCUUCCACAUUUAAAGUGACUGAAAGACCAAAGGUGUCCUUUGGCCCCUAUGUAGAGAAACACAGACCUGUGUCUGGAAAGCAAAAGGACUUCGCCAAGCACACCAGGCAAGCAGCAAAGGGACAUUAUACCCCUAAUCCUGAUCCAAGUCAUCGUCAUAGUUCCUCAUUAGUUAAUAUCCGGCCUCCCAGUCCACGUGGUCCUGGUUUGAAUUUGUCUGACCCCUCCAACCCCAUCUUACAUCCUCCAAGACUGACCUACUCUAGCUUCAAUAAGACAGAAGGGGAAUCCAGCAUGCAGCCGCAAGGGGAGAAGAAAAAAAGGGGUGGUUAUAGGAAACCUCUGGAGAUGCUCCUCAACCUCGUGGACAAACACUGGACUGGAGAGCGGUCGCUGCAUCAUAACAACAACUUCCUGUCUCAGGCAGUCCAGAUCCUCUCCAUGAUGGAAAACGAUAUUUCCAGUCGGGAGGCAGAGGUCAGGACCUUAAGAAGGGAAACUGAUGCACUGAGCUUUCAAGCGGCUGCACGUGAGGAGGAGCACAAAACUGAAGUCCGUAACCUCUCCGAUCAGCUGGAGGAAUCUCGCAGUGCAGUUGCCAAACUUAACGAGCAGCUGAGGAUUGUCUUGGAGGAAAAUGUCGGCCUACAGAAACAGCUCAUCAAGUUAGAACGACAGUAUCUGAAGUCCAUGAUGAAAAGUUCACCAAUCUCUCAGAUUAAAGAGGCCCAGACUGAAGUGGAGGAGCUGAGGAAAGAAAUCGAGGGGUUGAAGGAGAAAGUGCAUGAGUCUGAGAAAGUCAAGGAGUCAAAUAUGUUGCAUGAAAGCCACCGGUCUCUGGUGGCUACCAACGAGUGUUUGCUAGCUGAGCUGAAGGGAAGUGGAGAACUUUAAAGAGGAAUGCACAGUGGGAUAGACAUUUCAAAGCAAGACUUUGCUGAGCGUCAUAUUAGCAUUGCAUUCACUGUACAAGCCCCUGCAGCUACAGACUAUUUUUUAAAGCUUUUUUUUUUUUUACUUCAUAUCCUUUUUAAUAUGUGUGUAUUAAGUUCCAAGCCCUUUUGAAAAAAAAAAAAUGUGUUUAUUAUUUAAACAAAAAUCUGUAUAGGCUGUGUUUGCUUGAUGUAAACAGUAAUGGGCAAAGGCAAUUCAUCCAAGGAAGUUUGUGUAUAAGUGUGUGACAGGGCUGUUAUGUUAAAUGGUUUUAAGGGGGAAAAUGUUAGUGAGAAGGUCAUAAUGUAUUUCCUGGAUCAGUAGCAAGAUUGUGUCUCUCUGCUUUUCCCCUUUUUCUUUUUUGUAGGUCGCUUGUCUUCUUCUGCUUUGUACGCUGCAGUGGAAUGAAUGCAUCUAGAUUCCA